Messenger RNA from Linum tenue, 1452 nucleotides. The record is from the annotation of a GenBank genome assembly. NCBI's taxonomy places the organism in Eukaryota, Viridiplantae, Streptophyta, Magnoliopsida, Malpighiales, Linaceae.
AUGGCGAACAGACUCGAUGACUUGGAGGACGAUGUUGUGGUUGAGAUUCUGUCUCGGCUGCCCGUGAGAACCCUAUGCCAGCUCAAGUCGGUUUGCAGUCGCUGGAAUGCCAUAAUUUCCAGUCCCUAUCUAGUUUCUACCCACCUCAAGAACUACACGAACGGCCCAGCCGGUGAUGCCUACCAGACCCUCAUGGUCUAUGAUUCCAACCGUUACUUGAAGCCAAAGAUAGUGCAAUUUGAAUUUGAUCCUGAUGGUGAUGUAUCUCAAAUCUGUUAUCUGGACAGCAUAAUGCCCAUUCUUGCCGGACCCUGCAAUGGCAUAUAUUUGCUGGGCUUUAGGGAGACUAAGGGUCAUGUGUUCCUGUGGAAUCCAGCAACUGGCUCGUUGUCUAGUAAAAUACCAUUGCCCAGAACCGCCAAUGAUUCCUUUGGUGUUGACAGCUUUGGGUUUGGGCUGCAUAAUACAGUUGCUGAUGAUUUCAAAAUAGUUGUGAUUCGGCAAGUCCCCCUUGGCGACUGGCCUUACUACCCUAGAGAGCAACCAAGUACAGGCUGUUGGUCAUCUCCUGAGUUUCCUUCACAAGUGAUGGUGUACACACUGGGCACUGGUACUUGGAGGGUUUUGGAAGAGUUCCGGCAUCCACUCGAGAUAGUUGGAUUCACUAAGGAUUACAGGUACUUGAACGGGUUCUAUUUUUGGUUAUGUGCACCUCCCGUUGCGGCUCUGGCUUUCGAUCUUCGGAGUGAUGUUUUCCGUGUGAUAGACGACCCCAUACCAGUCACCUUUAAUGGACAAUAUGAUAAAGAGAUGAAGCAACUUUUCCUGUACAAGAAUUCGCUUGCGUUAUGUAUUAUGCAGGAGGGGAGUAGUGGUGUUGGUGGAUUUGAUAUGUGGCUACUGAGCGAACAAUGGUGCUGGAUCAAACAUUUAGCUAUUGGUCCUUUCAUUCCAAAAGAUUUGGUGGCGGUUGGAUGUUGGAGGAACAAGCAGAUUAUCGUUCGUACUGUAGAUCGGACGGAGGAGCAGAAUGACACUAAUUUGCUAUUGUUCGACCCUGCUACUCAAGGCAUGAAAGUUUUAAUCCUAGAUUGUCUCCCAUCCGGAGUCCAUUACUAUAGAGAUAGCUUGGUCAAUGAUUAUGUAGCCUGCAACAGCAGUGGUUGGUUUAGCACGACGGUGAUUGUAACCAACACGAGGAACUUCCAUCUCGAUCAAGGCAACAUCGACAUUGUCAUCAAAGGAUAUGGAGGGAUCAGUGAAGCAGUGUUCACUGAAACAUACCAUGUCUUGCUCCACGGUUCGUUCUCCAUGCUCCUGAUCUUUCUCGCAAUUGGGAUUCCAGUUUUGUGUACUGCAGUGAUGUACUUCGUGAGAGAUUGUCCUCAGUCUUCAAGUGAUGAUCCUUCUGAACAUUCCCAUUUCCUUUUCGUCCAAGGAGCUCUUAUUUAA